UUUACACUAGAAUACUAUAGUCUAUUAGUCUAUAAGUAUGAAAGUGUCGUAAGAAUAAGUUCUAUUGUUUUAAUAAUUUAUAACAUUUUAUGAUAUUCUGGCCUUUUGUUGUUUCCAAAAUAUUUGUCUAAAUAUUAAUCUAGAAUAUUUAAAGCUGUACAUUUAAUUUAUUGUGCUUUAUUUUAUUAAUUAUUAAUUGACUAUGUCAUAUUUGGGGCUUGAUGAUCAGGCAGAAACUAUUAAGAAAUUCGAAGAAGAUAUGAAAUAUGUGAAUUCCAAAAUGAAAAUGAUUGACUUAAAACUAUCAUCUAUUCAUCCAACUAACAAUGAAUAUAUUAGUAAACUUAAAGAUACAUCUAAUGUAAGUAGUGUACACAAUUUAAAAGAUAAAGAAGUUGAAAAGAAAACUGGAGAACUUCCCGACUCUACGGCUAAAACUUCAUACAGCGACACAGUACGCCAAAACAUAAAUUUACCAUGUGAAAUAUCCGAAGUUACUACAGUGUCUGACCACAACACAUUUUCAAAACUGAAGGGAUCUCAAAUUGGUACGAAUAAUGUAGUCAGUAUGAAUAAAGAAAUGGUCAAGAACGACUUUGUGAAUGCGUCUACGUUGAUUUAUAAAGCAAAAAAGAAGGCCAGAGAAACUGAUUUGUAUUUAAAAAAGCUACAUGAAAAAGUAUUGCCAAGAUGUCAGUCUGCAGAUAUCACAAGUGACAUAGUUAAAAGAGACAUAUAUGCAGAUAUUCCAUCAAAAAUGACACGGAAACUUCAACCUGAUUUUAAAGAAAAAUUGGGUAAAAAUAUCCAUACAAAUAAUGAAAAUCCAAAAAUAAUUUCGAAAUCUAAGUCUUUAACUCAAGAAAAACGUGUUCAUUUUUACAAUUCUCCGGGAAAUUUAGGUAAUACGAACAAUCAUCAUCAAAAUCUUCACAAUUCUUCUGAAUCAACUGAAUUGUUACUAAAAAAUGUUUGCCAAAACAAUGUUAGUAUAACGAACGUGCAUUUUGAGGAUAAUAUUUCCGAUGGAAAAAAUACUAAUGAUUGUAAAGUAAACAAAUUGACGGUGCAGCGAAUUCCUUGUGUUAAUUUAAAACCUGAUCUAGUCACUCAAAAAUUAGCUAACAUUCAAAUAAAACCAGAUAAUAAAAAUCUAUUACGUAAUUAUAAACCAAAUGUGGCCUAUCAAGAAUUCGCUUUUGGAUUAGAAUCGGAAACUUGCAAAUGCCAUUCAGUAGUUCAACCAAAAAUAUCUAAUGACAAAAUAGUUGCUCGUCAUGAAAUACGCAAAAUUAUUUGUGGAAUGUUAGAUAAUACGUCUAAUUAUCCUUUAAGCGAUCGAUUAAUUAGUCAAUUACAGAAAAUAAUAAUCACUAUGGAAGAAACAAAACCCUUGGAGUUUAACGGUUCAAGUGAAGUAGAUGAUCUUAUUGAAGAACACAGUAUGGUUGGUUUUAGUGAAGAAGUCAUAAAAAAAAGAAUAUUGGAUAUAGCCGAUAAUUUAGUAGAGAAUGUCAGUGAUGAUAACAUUGAUUUUUCAUUUGACCAAAUGUCUGUAGAAAUUGAAAAUAGUUCUCGUCAAGUGUUAAAACGACUAACUAAAAUUAAAAACACCAUUGUGGCUUUGAAUCCAUUGGUAGAAUUUCCAAAUUUGUCCGCAGAUAAUAAACUUGAUGAUACGGCAACAUAUGUUGACGAAAAUCUUACAAAUUAUCAUCCUAACAAUAUUUUAAUCUCAAAAGAUCAUCAUGAUAUACCAGCAACAGAAUCAACUGAAUGUGUCAGUAUAAAAGAUUUUUUGUGUCAUGGUUAUAAUUUCUCAAGUUUGAAAUUGUUUAAAAAUUCAUCAAUUUUAAAGGAAUAUGGUUCUCAAAUCACAUUAUGCUCCAACGACAACAUAAAUCAAAAUCAAAAUAUAUUUAAGACUCAAAAUAAUUUGAACAAUCAAAACAAUAUAUCUCUAUUAAAAAAGCAUCAACUAAAAUUCAAAAAUAAAAUUCAAAACCAAAGUACAUUACUUGAACAUUCUGUAUCAUCUCAACCUCAAUCAAGCCAUUCAAGUAUAAUAUUAAAUCAUCAACUGAAACCAUCUGAUAAUGAAAAUCAAAAUAAUUACAAAGAUAAUGAUUAUACAACUACAACUUAUGCAUAUGAUUUGGAAGCUGAAAAUAGUUCGAAGAUAAAUUCAGAUAUAAAUAGAGUUAAUAAAACCAAUGAUGACUUGAUAUUAACUAAAAACAAUCAAUUAACUAAAUAUGAAAAGGAUAGAAACACAUUAGAAAUGACUACAAAUGGUGAACAUUUACCGAUCAAUGAUACCAGUAAGGAUUAUUGUAGUCUAAAAUCAAAUACACAAGAUUGGCAAUUAAAUUCUUUAUCAAUUGCAGCAUCGAUAUCUAAUAAUUAUCAACAAACCAGUAAAGUUCACUGUAUAAACAAAAUAACACAAAAUUCUGAUUCAACUACUUCUUCAAUGAUUUCAUUGAAACAGUCUACUCAAGAAGUUGAAAGUGAAGCAGAAAGUUCAACUAGUCUUGGAGAAGUUAACUAUUUUUCUAAAUGAUCCACAAAGUAUUCUUCAGCUGGAGAAGUUAAACAUAAAUAAAUACUUUAAUUUAAUUCAAAAGUUCAAAAAAAUAAUUAUGAUUUACUUGGCAUAAAAUA
Molecule: messenger RNA, 2664 nt
Organism: Rhopalosiphum maidis (corn leaf aphid)
Lineage: Eukaryota; Metazoa; Arthropoda; Insecta; Hemiptera; Aphididae
Exons: 15
Coding region: 203-2563 (786 amino acids)
Source: RefSeq, a predicted model, not a curated record